Molecule: messenger RNA, 3667 nt
Organism: Myxocyprinus asiaticus (Chinese sucker)
Lineage: Eukaryota; Metazoa; Chordata; Actinopteri; Cypriniformes; Catostomidae
Product: calnexin
Exons: 14
Coding region: 183-1583 (466 amino acids)
Biological process (GO): protein folding
Cellular component (GO): endoplasmic reticulum; endoplasmic reticulum membrane
Molecular function (GO): calcium ion binding
Source: RefSeq, a predicted model, not a curated record
GACUAUGUAAAGCAUGUGUAGAUGUGUGCGCCUUCAUUUUUAAUGGUUAACAUUUGUGCUUAUAAUGGCAAGUGGAUGUCAUUGACAAAUUAAUAAAACUUUGCUAAAGUUCGCUGUAGAAAUAGAGAAACAACAAGGACUUUCAGGGAACAUUUAUCAAACGUUUGUUCCAGCACGCAGGUAUGACGCGCUGUCAGAGUUUGUUUGUUGGCUUCUGUUUGUAUUUGAGUCACAUCAGUGGAUCACAGAACACAUAUAGACCUGUCGCAAUACCAGACCAGGCUUAUUUUGCUGAACCAUUUGAUGUUAGCACACUGGACAGAAACUGGGUUUUGUCCAAGGCAGUGAAAGAUGAGCAGCUGAAAAUUCUUAAAUAUGAUGGGAAGUGGGCUGUAGAGGAGCCUAUUAAACCAGAGUUAUUGGGAAACAAGGGCCUAGUCCUCAAGUCCCCGGGUAGACACCAUGCCAUUGCUGCAUACUUGAAAAAAGUGUAUCACUUCAAAGACAAAGUUCUAUGCUUGCAGUAUGAAGUUUUCUUCCAAAAGGGGGUUGAUUGUGGUGGAGCCUACAUUAAGUUGCUGUCUCAUUCUGAUGACCUUCGUUUGAGCCAGUUCAGCGACGCCACCCCAUACACAAUUAUGUUUGGUCCAGACAAGUGUGGCAGUACACACAAGGUACAUUUCAUUUAUCGUCUUUGGAAUCCCAUCACUGGGACAUAUGAGGAAAAACAUGCUCGGCAACCAGAAAUGGAUCUUAGUGACUAUUUCGUAGACCACCAUUCACAUCUCUACACUUUAAACUUGUACCCUGACAACACAUUCAAAAUCCUCAUAGACCAGACACUUAUUAAUAAUGGCAGUCUUUUGGAAGAUGUGGACCCCACAGCGGUGUCUGAAAAAGAAAAUGCUGAAGAGACAGCUGCUGCCUUGGUAGAUAGGUCUCAUAGAUCUGUUCCAAGAUUUGUGGAGCAACAUGAUAGAUCAAAUUAUGUUGACGGAGAGUGCAGUGCUUUUACUGAAGCUUCAGACUGUGAGUUCUUGACCCUUAAUCCUGCUUCUAACAAGCCAAAGAAAGAGCCCAGCAGCAGCCCUGAUGAUAAAGGAAACAAAGGAGAACACUUUGAGGAUGCUCAGCUACUCAGAAUGAGCCCUGUCACUGCUGUAGGCUUUGAGUUGUGGUCCCUCACUGGAGAUGUGAUGUUUGACAACAUUUUGCUAUGUGACAAUUUGGAAGUUGCCAGCCACUGGACAGAAGACACAUGGGGUCAGAGGCAGACACUAGGAAUGUUGGAAAAGCUGUUGGUGGCAGCAGUCAAACGGCCAUGGCUCUGGGGUGUCUAUGUCUUCACUGUGGGCCUUCCUAUGAUCCUCUUUGUUAGUUUCAUGUGGCCCGAUAAGCGAUUUGGUCCACCGGAUCAGGAUUAUUACUAUAAAAAAACAGAUGAGCUGCAGACAGAUGGAGCUCAGGACAUGGAGCAACCCAUUGAUCAUUACAACCGUGCAAGCCAGACAAGAAUCGAGGCAAAAGAAAGAGCAAUCAAGAGGAUUCAGAAAAAGUUAGACUUGGAGUUAAAGAUCCAUUAACAGGGUUGGAAGAAAACUAGUCUUAAGUUCUCAAAGUGAGAGUAUGAGAUGCUGAGAGAGAGACAUGCAUCAUCAACCUGAACACUUCUCAAUGUGUAAAAUGAUGACGUUCAUUUAUGAGCGGUUCGCUAAAAUUACCUUAACUUUUAUUUUACAAACUGGUAAAUGUAAAGCACUGGAACUUAAAAUAAUUAGUCAUAUUUUAAUGUGAAAUUGUACCGAAUGUAACAUUUUUUGUAGGGCUGUCAAUCGAUUAAAUGUAUUAAUCAGAUUAAUGCAUGAGUUGCAGAUAAAUUUAUGGAAUUUAUCACAUAUCAAUAUUUGAUGAGAAAGGCCACCAAAUAAAGAAUUCAAUAUAUAAUAAGAAAAUUAAUUAGAUAUAAAGUAUAUAAUUAUAAAAUUCAUAUAACUCAAAUUACCUGACACAACAUAAUUGUGGUAGACAAGUAAAGCAUUGUUUAGACACAGGCAUGUGAUAAUGUACCGAGCAAAGACUGUGGGACAGCAAACAAUAAUUCUUAAUAAACACAUGGCUAUUGUUGAUCAUCAGAAAACCACCCAAACAGAGUUUGACGUGCUUCGCAUCUUGAAUGGUAAUGAUAAACAUCUCAUAUUGAUGCGCUGCUCAGUAUUUUCUCUUGCACACAGCCGCUAGUGGGUGUCACAAGCUCAUGAAAUGCUGACUGAAGCUGUCAGUGCAGAUAAUGUUUUAAACGCAGAAUUAAUAAUCAUGCAAGACCAUACUGUGAUUUCAGUCUUAAUUUAAUCCAUAAUUCUGUAUUGACGGAUAUCAUACCAAUGUUUCAUAAGUCAACAUCUCCAGGUUUUAAAGGGCUUUGGAUGGGAUGCACUGAUACCGCGCUCAUGUACUUGUACUUGUAAAAAUGCUCAGAUACCAAAAACCGAUACCAUCUGAUGUACAAAUGUCAUUACGUAAACAUUCAGCGCACAGAUUAAAAUCACGUCAUGUCUUAGUGAGAUUAUUUAACAGCAAACGCGGCGAUUUAAUGAGAUAAAUAGAUCGUUUGCACGUGCAGCAUUUUAAACGUGAGUGCUUGUGAAUGUGUGCAGCCGAUGUUGUGUUGUGAGACACAAACUGCUCAUACCUUUAGUGAUCAUUGGCUCAUAUACGGAAAACACUAUUAUGAGCAUCACCUACUCUGUUUGUUGCAGAUGACAGCAGGAAUUCGAAUUCACUUUUUAGCACGAGUCAUAUACAGAGUACACAUUUAUUUAUUUAUAUAGUAGCCUUUUGCUGUAUAAUAAUUACUGUGAUUCACGUAGCCACCUGCUUUUCUGGAUUGGGAACCUGCCGUCAAAAUAAAAGCUCCACCAAAAUAAAAGCGUAAUUUAAAUGAAAAAGGUAUGACAGAAAUAGAUCACUACUGUAUAGUUAUGUAAUAUUCACUGUUAUACUACUACUAAUAAUACUACUAAUAAUAAAUCAAUAGUAACUGUGUUAUAUUUAAGCAAUAUCUCACAUCUGUGAUGCUCUGUUAUACAGCACUUUAUUUGACAAAACUCCAAUGUUGUAGUUAGGAUUGUGCUGUGAGGUUCUGUAUAAAAUCACUUCAUUUGAUAAAAAUAAUGCAAUAUCAUGUUGAAAAUUAAUUGUUAUAAUUUGAUUAAAGUUUUAAUUAGUUUAAACACAAUUUUGAUUAUAAAAUUGAAAUAAACUGCUGAUAUUGAGUUCAGAUAAAAAAACAGGUAUCGGACUCUGUAUCGGUGAGUACUAAAACAAAAAGUAUUGGUACUCGUACUUGUUCACAAAAAAAUGGUAUCGGAACAUCCCUAGUUUCCCCUCAACAUGUAGCCUACUGUAAGCAAUAAUUCACAGCCCAUUGUGGCAGAUACUGAUACCAAUAACCAAUAUUUAAAAAAAAAAAAAAAAGGUUUAAUCCUUUAACCUGGAACUGCUAGAUAAUUCAUUAAAAUAGUCUCAUUUGAACAAAUGUGUCAUUUAAAAGCUUGGAAUUUUGACGUGCUGCUAUUUAAGAUUUGGCAGAUGUAACAUGAACUAGAAAUAUGCAUAUAUUACAGAUGUAUACUGAUUUGAAUGACAAAUAAAUGAUAAUUUGCAUAAA